UUAGAUAUUUUACAUCGUAACGUCACAUGGCAACUGGUCUAUCGCAAUUUACAACUCACCAAACAGUUAUCCAAAGCUGAGAUGCCGGGAGGCAAUCGAAAGCCAUGGCCUCAGAAGAAGACUGGCCGUCAUCAUGCUGGCUCAAUACGUUCCCCACACUUUCACCUUGGCGGGUUCGCAAAUGGUGUUCGUGGUCCUCGCACGUGGUUCUAUAUGUUACCGGAUGCAAUUCGAUUAAAAGGUCUUUGCGUAGCUCUGACCAUCAAGCACGUUCAGAAUGAUCUGGUGAUCGUCGAUGAUUUUGCAUCAUUGCCCAAUUCUGAACCGCAGUUCCUUAAUGACUUGGCUGAUGCACGCAACUGGGGCUAUUCAGUGCUGUUUGUUACGGACUCAUCUCAGGUGCCGCAGAAUUUGGUGGAUGCAUGCGAAUCGAUCCCAUCGUUUACGAUAAUGCCAAUUUAUGGUCUGAAUUGUUACAGUAUCAUGAAAUACGAAACGGUCGUAUUGAGUCGAUUGGCACUCGAGAUUCUCGAGUAUCGUAUACUCUAUCAUAAACAUCGUGCUGAGACUCUACAAAAGAAAUACAAAUAUUCGGAUAUGAAGAAAUUGAUUUUGAGCGAAGCCGAAAAAGAGAUUGAUCCCGUUCACGCGCCAUUUAUUUGA
Anisakis simplex (herring worm) is the source of this 663-nucleotide messenger RNA. Lineage: Eukaryota; Metazoa; Nematoda; Chromadorea; Rhabditida; Anisakidae. The record is from the annotation of a GenBank genome assembly.